This is a messenger RNA of Pestalotiopsis fici W106-1, 1437 nucleotides long. RefSeq names its product Carboxypeptidase S1. The transcript has 5 exons. NCBI's taxonomy places the organism in Eukaryota, Fungi, Ascomycota, Sordariomycetes, Amphisphaeriales, Sporocadaceae. Gene Ontology annotation, molecular function: serine-type carboxypeptidase activity. Bases 1 to 1437 code for a protein of 478 amino acids. Gene Ontology annotation, cellular component: fungal-type vacuole. The record is from RefSeq and is a predicted model, not a curated record. Gene Ontology annotation, biological process: proteolysis.
AUGUUAUCCCCUAGGCUCUUGACAGCGUGGGCGCUUGCCACGUCUGUCGGACACGCUCUAGCAAGUACGCAGCAACAUGGAAGUAUGGACAAACGGUAUAUCGAGGUCCAAGACGACAUUACGUACAAUGUUUUUGAGCACGCCGCAACGGGCACCAAGAUGUCCUUUGUGAACAACUCUGGCAUAUGCGAGACGACGCCCGGCGUCAAUCAAUAUUCGGGCUACUUGACCGUGGGGGAAAACAUGAAUAUGUUCUUCUGGUUCUUCGAAGCCCGCAAUAACCCGACCACAGCUCCGCUCGCUACUUGGUUCAACGGAGGUCCCGGAUGUAGCUCCAUGAUAGGCUUAUUCCAGGAAAAUGGCCCAUGCCACUUUGUGGACAAUGAGACCGAGCCAACCCUCAAUCCUUACAGCUUCAACGAGUAUGCAAAUAUGCUCUAUGUUGAUCAGCCGAUUGGUGUUGGCUUUUCCUACGGCAAUGACACCGUCACCUCGACCGUGACGGCUGCGCCUUUCGUCUGGAAUCUGAUCCAAGCCUUCUUUGCCCAAUUCCCCGAAUAUGAGACUAGAGACUUUGGUAUCUUCACCGAGUCGUACGGAGGCCACUACGGCCCAGAGUUCUCUUACUACAUCGAGCAGCAAAAUACUGGCAUCGACAAUGGCACCGUCGAGGGCGACAAGAUCAACCUUAUAGCCCUCGGCAUCAACAAUGGCUGGUACAAUCUGACCAUACAAGAAAAGGCCGCCAUUGACUUUGCCGCCAACAACUCGUACCGUGCACUCAUUGACGAGGAUACAGCCGAAAAGCUCUACAAUGCAUACGAUACCGUCUGUCUGCCGGCCAUUCAGAAAUGCACAGCGACGGGGACCAAUGCGGCGUGCAUUGCUGCCGACAGCGCUUGCGAGGGCCGGAUUGACAACGUCAUCUACAACAGCGCCGACUUUGAUCCCUACGACAUUCGCUCGGGUUCGAAUGACCCAAACCCACCCGAGACCUACACGACCUACCUGGCACGUGCCGACGUGAGGAAGGCCAUUGGUGCUGCUUCCACCUACAAGGAGUGCGCCAACAAGCCCGGCCUUCUCUUUUCGCUGACUGGCGAUGAUGCUCGAUCCUUUCUCGAGACUCUUUCCGAGGUUGUUAAGAGCGGCAUCAAGGUCCUGACCUGGGCAGGCGACGCUGACUACAUUUGCAACUGGGUUGGCACCUUUGGCGUCGCAAACGCCCUGGAUUACUCGGGUCACGAUGAAUUCGCCGCCAAAGAUCUGGCUCCCUACACGGUCAACGGCACCGAGUUGGGGCAGUUCAAGACAGUUGACAACCUCAGCUUCCUCAGAGUCUAUGAGGCUGGACAUGAAGUGCCCUAUUAUCAACCUGAACUCGCACUCCAGGUGUUCACUCAGAUAAUGCAAGGAAAAGCAAUUUCUUCGACCUAG